Messenger RNA from Telopea speciosissima, 1709 nucleotides. RefSeq names its product actin-related protein 2. Gene Ontology annotation, biological process: Arp2/3 complex-mediated actin nucleation. Bases 99 to 1268 code for a protein of 389 amino acids. Gene Ontology annotation, cellular component: actin cortical patch; Arp2/3 protein complex. The transcript has 15 exons. Gene Ontology annotation, molecular function: actin filament binding. Lineage: Eukaryota; Viridiplantae; Streptophyta; Magnoliopsida; Proteales; Proteaceae. The record is from RefSeq and is a predicted model, not a curated record.
GGAAGGAUUAACAGGAACCCUGUUGGAGAGACUAGAGAGCUAGCGAGAGGGAGGCAAAACGAGAGAGGAUCCUUUGCUGACGCAAAUUUGCAGGGAAAAUGGACAACAGAAAUGUCGUCGUCUGCGACAAUGGCACUGGGUAUGUAAAAUGUGGAUUUGCUGGGGAAAACUUUCCAACAUCUGUAUUUCCUUGUGUGGUGGGGAGGCCCAUGCUGCGGUAUGAAGAAUCACUCGUGGAACAAGAGUUGAAGGACAUUGUGGUAGGAGAUGGUUGUGCAGAGUUGCGGCAUCAACUCGAUAUAUCUUAUCCUGUACACAAUGGCAUUGUGCAGAAUUGGGAUGAUAUGGGCCACAUUUGGGAUCAUGCAUUUUUCAAUGAACUAAAAAUAGACCCAACAGAAUGUAAGAUCUUACUCACAGACCCACCUCUUAAUCCUUCAAAAAACCGUGAAAAAAUGGUAGAGACCAUGUUUGAAAAGUACAACUUCGCAGGUGUCUUCAUUCAAAUCCAAGCUGUUUUGACAUUGUAUGCUCAAGGCUUGCUGACUGGUCUUGUUAUCGACUCUGGUGAUGGUGUCACUCAUGUGGUUCCAGUUGUUGAUGGCUACUCAUUCCCUCAUCUUACAAAGCGAAUGAAUGUGGCUGGGAGGCAUAUAACAUCUUAUCUUGUUGAUUUGCUCCAAAGAAGAGGGUAUGCAAUGAAUAGAAAUGCAGACUUUGAAACUGUUCGGGAAAUAAAGGAGAAGCUCUGUUACAUCAGUUAUGAUUACAAACGGGAAUACCAGUUGGGACUGGAAACCACAAUCCUUGUCAAGAAUUAUACACUGCCAGAUGGAAGGGUUAUUAAAGUUGGCACUGAACGGUUCCAAGCUCCUGAGGCUCUUUUUACUCCUGAACUAAUAGAUGUAGAAGGUGAUGGAAUGGCUGACAUGGUAUUUCGCUGCAUUCAGGAAAUGGAUAUUGACAAUCGUAUGAUGCUUUACCAGCAUAUAGUUCUAAGUGGAGGGAGUACCAUGUAUCCUGGACUACCUAGUCGUUUGGAGAAAGAAAUUCUGGACCGUUAUCUUGAAGUUGUCUUGAAGGGUAACAAAGAUGGGUUAAAGAAAUUACGGCUACGGAUAGAAGAUCCACCACGGAGAAAGCAUAUGGUAUACCUCGGAGGUGCAGUCCUAGCAGGAAUUAUGAAGGAUGCACCAGAAUUCUGGAUUAGCAGACAGGACUAUUUGGAGGAGGGAAUUGCUUGUUUAAGAAAGUGUGGUCAGGCUUGAGAAUUGCAUCCUCUGCUCCUUGUCUGUUCAAGUAACUCACAAUUCAUAUUUUACGGGCAAAAUCAAGGGGUCUCAAAAACUCUACAUCAAGGUGCUUAAGUUCAUGCAAAGGAAUCAAGAAUUGACCAGAGACCACAAGAGUGUUCGCGUCUAGAUACCAUCUACUAUGAAGAAGGCCAGUUUGAAAGAGUACAUGCCUCUUUAAUGUAAUUAUUAAUUUGCAUAUUUGCCUCCAUUUCCUUUUCUAAUGAAGCUGUUGACGGAUUUUGAACAGAAAAGGAAAUGGGGAAGUGUAGAUGGUCAAACUCCGGCAAUUAUCCCCUGGAUCAUCCUUUUUUGUUUUUUUAAUAUAUUUAGUCAGAUCAUAAUAUAUUGGGUGCCUCUACCCUUCAAAAUGUAUUUGUAUGUUAAUACAAUUCACAUUAACUUGUGUUGUGCACC